CAUACCGGUUGACAAACAUUGACAGUUAUAAGACACAUUUCAUAUUUCGAGUGAAAAUGGGUCGAAAGCGAAAUCGAAAACAACUUCAAUGGCAAAAGCCUUCAUACAAUAAGUCACCCAGUCAAGACAGAAACAAUGUCCGAAAUGACCAACAAGUGCAUCUAGGGAGCAAACAAGAUUACUGCAGACGGGAUCUUUACAGGGAAAGUAUAUGUGAAGGAAAGGAUCACAACACAAGUGUGUUUGAAAAGGCAAGAAUGAAGGUGUCUGCCGUCUUUCCCGGGUGCAAUAUCAUUACAUGCUUCUCUGAUAUUACAAUUGAAAUAUUGCAUUUGAUACCACAUUAUCCACACUUAUUACCAGAACUGGUUUUACUGAGAACAGUAAAAGAUGAUUCGGUAUUGCUUGGCCGAAUACAAAGGGUUUCUGAAUCGAAUAAGAAGGUUUAUGUUCGGGACAUUAACGACAAAGAACUCUGCUUGAAGCUACUCUGUUUGUCUGGAAUAACAAGACCGGGACGCUUCGUCGCACUAAAAAACCCUACACUUACAAUAUUCCAAGAUGGCGAGUUUGGAUUUCUUACAAAUGAAACAGGAAGUGUUCAUUAUAUUGACGUUGAUGAUGACUACUUCAUUAAUGCAUUUAUAAUUUUUAUUUGUGUUUUGAUUGUUUGUUUUUUUAUUUUUUGAAAAUUGUUGGGGUGAAUAAAAAGUACGGAAUGUUUAACAUUUGUGUCUGAUAAAACCUCCAUUAAGUAUAAUGCUGAAGUACAAAUUAUCGGAAAAUAUGUACUGUACAAUAUUUGAGAAUAGUAACAGAUAAUGUAUUUGGCAAUAUACCACAUCUUCCCAUGAGUAUAUGAAUAUGGACAUGGACACAAACAUACAUCAUCAUAUUUGCACACUUUCAGAUACAUUUCUCUUUUUCUGCAAGUGCUAUCAUAUGAAAUGUGUUAAAGAAUACUACCAGAUGUUGAUUGUAACAAAAUCGCCACCAUAGUUAGCUUGAUUUCACUUUCUUUUUAUAGAUCUAAAAGGGUACUCGUCUAAGUUUCUCAACACUUAUCAAAAGGAUCAUGUUUAAAGGUUAACGAGGUAUUGUAACAAACAGUUUAAAUGUACAGAUGUUUCAAACAUUUUAGAAAAGAGAACAGAACGGGUGUCAAAAAGAAACAAAAGCAAACAAAAGAGCAGAAAACGUCGUAACAAUACAGAAACAUAUACGCAAUAAGU
Molecule: messenger RNA, 1232 nt
Organism: Mytilus trossulus (common blue mussel)
Lineage: Eukaryota; Metazoa; Mollusca; Bivalvia; Mytilida; Mytilidae
Exons: 3
Coding region: 57-689 (210 amino acids)
Source: RefSeq, a predicted model, not a curated record